AUGCUUAAAGGUCCCACCGAUACUAUCGGAGGACCAUCGAAUAAUGCGCAAUCUGGUAAGGCUCAUUCAGAUUCAGGGGAGGAUACUGGACCUGAGGCUUUAAAAGCGAUGGACGGUCGGCUUAUGAAAGUCGAAGAGGCUGUGAAGGAUGCUGUAAAGGAUUUGAAGAAAACAGUCUCUUCAUUGUCGAGUGGUGAUAAUCCGUCGGAGGAGAAUAAGGAGUCGGACGAAGAGGAUGAUGUUUAUAAGGCAUCGGAGGAAGAGGAUGGUGGUGAUAAGGAGAGUAAGGAGUCGAAGGAAGAAGAUGACGUAAAUAAUUACAUUCGCGAUGUUACAAACGAAGUGCAGAAGGAACAUGGUGAUGUUGAUGAUAACAUGGAUGAAGAUGCUGCACAUAUGAUUGGUCAUGCUGAGAAGCAUGAGAAGGCAGAGGCUGAGAAGGCUGAGAAGGCAAAGAAGAAAAAAAAGAGGGGGAGAAUAGAUGAUGGAAAAGAAGCAGAGCCUUCGAAAAAGACAAAGGGUUUAGGAAAAGUGUGGAGUCCUGUAAUACAAGAAGCAUGGGUUUUGGGGGGAGAAGGGAGCGGAGGAGGAGGAAUCAGAGGAGGAGGAGGAAUCGGAGGAGGAGGAGGCAGCAGAGCAAGAGGUAGCAGAGGAAGAGACAGCAUGAAAGAAGAAUAG
This is a messenger RNA of Eruca vesicaria subsp. sativa (arugula), 678 nucleotides long. The record is from the annotation of a GenBank genome assembly. Lineage: Eukaryota; Viridiplantae; Streptophyta; Magnoliopsida; Brassicales; Brassicaceae.